Molecule: messenger RNA, 3342 nt
Organism: Haliotis rubra (blacklip abalone)
Lineage: Eukaryota; Metazoa; Mollusca; Gastropoda; Lepetellida; Haliotidae
Product: neuropeptide Y receptor type 6-like
Biological process (GO): G protein-coupled receptor signaling pathway
Cellular component (GO): membrane
Molecular function (GO): neuropeptide Y receptor activity
Source: RefSeq, a predicted model, not a curated record
ACGUGAGCAGUAAUGAUACCAUAUGCUACAAUAUACAGAAGCUCUUAACACCCAUGUCCAAGGGCUGCCAAUACCACAGUCGUCGAAUGAUUACAAGUCCUGCAGAAUGCUUCUGCAACCAUGAAGCCACCAUCUCUCUGGUUGCUGGGAUACUGGGAGACAACAUAUGAGGGAAAUGUUUCAUCAGCAGUUAUCAUAAGAGCUUUGAAAAGGUGAACAUGACCAGGUUAUUCAAGUUAAUUCACAAUACACAGCCACCAUUAACUCUGUGACCUUGACCUUGGAGAAAGCCACGGGGUUCUCGGCCAGCAUUCCUCCAGAGAAGAGACUCAAACAAUGUGAUCUCAAUUACAGGAAUCCAGCACAUGCUAGGGUGUCUUGAUUGGCAAUAUUUUUAGCUAUCUGGCGCCAAUUCCGUGGACUGAAACAAUAUUAGACAAUUCUUACAGUCUCAAAUGUGUGUGUACCGAAUUUUUUGCUGCAAAAGAAUUAAGAAAGUUUCAUUUCUCUGGAGAUUUGAAUCAACGGCUGAAAACUUUAGAGACAUUUUUGAAUAAACAGUGUAAAAAAAUCAUACUCAAAGUGUGUUGAGAACUGAGAAAGAACGAACCAGCUUAAAAAGUCCUCGUGGGAAAAUAUGAAAAUUGGCACAAGUCAAAGGGAGAGUGAGAGGAUGAGAGGUUUAUCUGCUGCCAGAGGAUUCCACCACACCAAUAAUGUUUGAUGUGUUUUAGAGGUUUGUCCACAUUCACUCAUUUCCCACCACUGCACUUCAUCUUGAAGCCGGUUAUCCACUGAAGCUGAGUGUAACACAAGUGUGGCAAGUCAAUAUUGUGAAAUCCAGCAAGUUUAUCACACAGAAAGUUUGAGAUCUCAACUAUAAAAAUUGAAGUUAUUUUACCAGAAGAAGGGUUUAAGCACUAAAUUAAACAGUGCUGCAGACCCAACAAUACAUUAAGUGCAACCCUACAUACAUUGCACUAAUUGAAAUUGUCUCAAGGUAAUGGACUGUUGAAUUCACUUUGGUAACACCAAACGAAGGUGAUGAGGUUCUUCAGUCCCAAACUGUGCAUAUACAGGUCUUGAAUGAAGUGCUCUUCAGGACAUGUUAUGGAACUCUUAUGUUCUUCGUCACAGCUUUUGUGUGAUGCCACAAGUUGACCUCAUCUAAUUGACAUUCUAGGAGGAUUUUUCAAGAAGCAUUAAGUGUUGAUUCAAUCUUACCACCAUACAGCAUCCAACAUUGUGUUAAAGGGUUGUAAUCAACUUGAGACGUUAUUGCUCUCUUGUAAACUUGUCAUUAAAAACUUCAUUUCCAUCAAGAUUCUACAUGGAAAAAAGCUUAGCUGCUUGAAAAUGAUUACGUCUUAAAUGUGAUGUGAAUAAUGAAACUUUUAUUCAAUUAUCACCAAUGAAAUGACACCAAAAAGAGAUCAAGGUUAAAAGGGAAAUGAGGAUGAAACAAUAACAGCCAAUAUUUUGAAACAUAAAUAUAUAUAUACUACAGAACCCAUGGUUACUCCUGUGUGUUGCAUUUAAAUUCAAGAUGGAUAUGGAAGAUAUUCUGUUAAAUAUGGACUUUGAGAACAUGUCCUCAGAGGAGAUUGCGCAGCAGUUUGAGCUGUACUCCAACUUCUCCCAAGACAUCAAGCAGACUGACUGGGACAUCCUGAAGGACAAGCGAUGGCAAGUGGUGGUCAUCAUCCUCUAUGUAGUUGUCAUCGUGUUCGGGUUCUUGGGCAACCUGGUGGUGGUGAUAGUGAUAGCAAAAUACAAGCAGCUGCAUACAGUGACCAACAUCUUCAUUGCCAACCUGGCUGUGGCGGACAUUGCUCUGUGUGUGUUUAACCUUCCCUUUCAGCUUCACUACCAGCUGACAGACACAUGGACAUUUGGUUCUAUUCUAUGUCACAUUACCAUGCCCACUUUUGGAGUGCCUAUUUUUGUCUCCUCUCUGUCCAUUCUAAGCAUAGCUGUUGACCGGUACAUCCUCAUUGUGUUUCCCUUCAGACAGAGGAUGACCAAUGUGUUUGCGCUGGGUGUUGUUGUUCUUAUUGGUUGUGUAACAACAGGUUUGGCCAUACCUCUCAUGGUGUACACUCGUGUGGAGAUCAUUGAUGAGCCCUUGUUUAAACUGUAUCAAGUGUACUGUGUCGAAAACUGGCCUUCGUACAAAAGUAAACGGGCAUAUGCUGUUACAGUGUUUGUGCUGCAGUUCUGCAUUCCACUCAUGUUAACGACCUUCUUCUAUACUCAUAUUUGUGCAGUGUUAAAGAACAGGCCGAUCAAAAAGAAUGAAACCAGACGAAACCAAAGAACAACCAAGAUAUUAAUUGCUGUGGUUUUAACAUUCACUCUGUGCUGGCUUCCAUGGAAUAUAUUCAGCCUGACAGCAGAGUUCCAUCAUAGUGUUGUUCGUGGGAAGUAUUUUAAACUCAUUGACCUGUUACUGAAAAUAUUUGCCAUGAGUUCCUCAUGCAUAAACCCCUUCCUUUACGGUUGGCUUAAUGACAACUUCAGAAAAGAACUUGGACGAAUGGUUGGGCAUCAGAAUGGAUUUGGUCGUGUCGAUCAUACAAAUGGCUAUUCCUUAGCUCCACCAACCAAGAAGACAAACCUGCAACAAAGUCCCCGGAUUGAAAUGGACCGACACACCACCCCAUACUAACAAAUGAUUUCAAGGUGGCAAGUGAAGAUCCAUUUUCAUUACUGUUUGCUCAAAGGAAUAUAGUGUGUCAUUUGUUUGUCUUUUUUUAUAAAAGCAAGCACAUUUUCCAGAGUGUGAGGACAUCCUGGCCAGUGUAACAUAGCUGGUGAGGAGGCUGCAGGUUCUGUCUUGUUAAAGAAGGAAUGUGAAAUGUAAUUAAAGAGGCAAUCUGAAGACCACUUUUGUGGAUUAUGAACUUGCUGACUUCAGUGUUUGUGGGAAAUCAUUUUCCACAGGAUGCGGACAAAGAUUGUGACAUUCAAUGUGGAAAAUAGGAUGACACAGUCAAACAUUUGCAUGCUCUCCAAAUAUCAAUGAACCUUGUUGAGAAAUCUUCAUUAGCAUGAAUAAAUUCAUUAAUGGAAAACCCACCAUUCAAAGUUAAUUGACCACUAACAGGAUUAAGGAUAGUGUAAGCAAUGCUUCUUUUAUGUUUUGGUUGUAGAAUAACUAUUAUGAUGAAACAUAACAAUAGCAGUAUCACCAACAUUUCUGUCACUAUUUUCACAACAUGCUAAACAUGCUAAGGACUACAACAUACGUUAGUGUCAGCAUGGUCUACACAGAGAUGCCAACCCUAAUUUAGCCCAGUUAGUAUUUUGGCCAAAAACUGAUGCAAAAAUUAGUAUUUUGUG